AUGACCGAAGGAAAACAGAAAUGCAAGGCAAACGAGGCCGACGCCGCUGAAGAUUGCAGCUGGCGAGGUGACAGCCCCGAGCCAGAGCUAGAUGAUCUUGCACACAAAGAGGAGCCCCAUCGACCUCGGCCGCCCGAUGAGGUCUGUAGUUGGCAGGGUGAUCCUCCUGAGCCCGAGUUAGAUGACCUCGCCCACAGUCCCAAGCUAUCACCUAGGUCUCAAGUACACACACGCGUUGAACAACUGCUAGAGGAGAUUGACCCAAUGCCACUGGAUGCUUUCCCUAAGCCAGAAAAUCACAAGAAAGCUUCGAAAGCGCACUUUGAAGAUGAACAGCCUGGAGAACAAGAACAAGACGUUACGGAAGAAACCUUACAUGAGAGGAUUACGCACGGAGUGCAGCACGUAUUGACCGUCUUCCACAGUAUCGUCAAUCCUUCCAGUUCCCAAGCCCACGAAGAAGCGUCAGAAAACAAUGCGGAGCCUGCCGGCGAAGAGAAUAAUGCUCCCCCAGGGCCUUCUCGAAUCCCGCCGAUCCUCACCACAGUUGAACCGCAGAAUUCUGAAGGUAAGAAUCCUAAAGAGGAAAAGCAGAAGGCGAAGAGAGAUAAGGCAGAAGCCAAGAAGGUCGAAAAGGAAAGAAAGGCUAGAGAAAAGGAGGAAAAGAAGAGACUCAAGGUAGAAAAGAGAAAAGAGCGCAAUGAGCACAAAGAACGACGCCACAAGGAGAAGGGAAAGAAGAAAAGCAAGGGGAAGGAAAAGGAGACUGCUUCACCUCCCGAUCUACCUCCUGGAGCUGAUGGCCCGGCUGCCAUUGAGUCGCAUCAUCAUCCCGGAUGUCAAAUAUGUGAGCAUCCUGAAGAGCAGGGAACACACGACUUCAUGAAGGACUUGUUAGAAAGUUGGGAGGGAUUACCAUCUCUCAACGACCUUACCGAAGCUGCCAAGAAACUGCUCGGAUUGAAAGCCACAGAUGACACCCCCGAUGCGCAGCAGAGCUGCCAGAACCUUUCCUUGAACGAGCAGGAGCUGAUAGAGCAUAUUGCAGCGCACAUCGACAGACACAUACACCAAUACAUAGACCGCAAUCCAUCCGGAGAAGGUGACGCGUCGGCCGGAAAGUCCUCGUCCAACAAACCUUCUUGCCAGAACCCCGGUCAGGGACCAGACACACCUGGCCAGCAACAACAAGCUGGCUGCGAGGAUGGGCGCCCUACCAGCCACGGCUUGGACGGUAAUAGGGACUGGCCUAUGACUAUCAUGCAAGGCCACAUCUUCCGCAGCAUCGAGCCAAUGUCUGUCCCCGACAUCGCCACCUCGCAAUCUCCCCCUCGGGAUUGCUCGCCCUUCCGCACCCCAACGAGCCGUUGCGUCUCUCCGUGGUGCGAAAAACUCGGUCUUAAGUUGGAUGACCCGCCCCUUUUCCAGAAGCCAACGGUGCCGUGGUCGAGAAGAGGAUUCAACUCCAGCCCGAGCCGCAUGAGAACCGCCGCCACCCCUUCCUGCCUCAACGCGCCGCUAUGCUCACACCCGGUCUACCACGAGCAUGGCUUAUACGCUUGCGUCCCCGUCUCGCUGGUGCCGGCUCUCAGCCUCGAAUCUCCCUGCUGUGGUCAUAGCAACUGCCACUACGCAUCGCCGAUGAUGACGCCGAUGCCAGUUUCGCACACCCCGCGCCCCUUGUUCAAUUUCGAACCGUUCGGCACCGCCGAAACGAUCCCUCCCAGCACCCCUCGCAGAAGUCUGUCGGCUAACGAGACGCAGAUCGUGUUUUGA
Molecule: messenger RNA, 1776 nt
Organism: Daldinia decipiens
Lineage: Eukaryota; Fungi; Ascomycota; Sordariomycetes; Xylariales; Hypoxylaceae
Exons: 3
Coding region: 1-1776 (591 amino acids)
Source: RefSeq, a predicted model, not a curated record